CAUCUGGGUGAUAUUACUGUCUUCAGUAGAGGGCAGUACAGGUGGUGUGAGGGUUGUGUGUCGAGUGGUCUCUGCUCAGUGGGUACUUGUACCAAGACUCCCUCAUUUCUUGAAAUAGAAACUGGCCAUUCUUCAUUCAAAAUGGAUGAGAUGAGUAAGGUACGACCAAUGCAGCUUGAAGCUGCCAAUGCCUACUCCCAGGUAGACCAUAUGUGUGCUCUGGACAUAGACUCCCGCCCCUUCUCACAGCGGUUGUCUGGAAUCAUUUGCACCAUUGGCCCUGUAUCCCGGUCAGUGGAAAUGCUGGAACAGAUGAUGGAAGCCCUGAAAACUGGUGGUGAAGUGAAGCUGACAACAGACAAGGAAUGGUACGAGAAGUGUUCGGUUGAUGUCGUCUACCUUGACUACGUUAACAUCACCAAAGUUGUAAAGCCAAAGAACCGCAUCUUUGUUGACGAUGGUCUCAUUUCUCUCGUUGCUAAAGAAAUAGGAAGUGACUACAUAGUGUGUGAAAUUGAAAAUGGCGGUAUGCUUGGGAGCAAGAAGGGUGUGAACUUGCCAGGCGUUCCAGUCGAUCUUCCUGCCGUGUCGGAAAAAGACCGAGGUGACCUGUUACUUGGUGUCAAGAUGGGUGUCGACAUGGUGUUUGCUUCCUUCAUCCGUGAUGCUGCUGGCGUGCGGGAGAUAAGGAACGUCCUGGGAGAUGAAGGAAAGAAUAUAAAGAUUAUUAGCAAGAUUGAGAAUCACCAAGGUUGCAAGAACAUUGAUUCCAUUAUCGAAGAAGGUGAUGGCAUCAUGAUUGCCCGUGGUGACUUGGGUAUUGAAAUUCCUGCCGAGAAGGUUUUCAUUGCACAAAAGCAAAUGCUUGCAAAGUGUAACAAGGUUGGGAAGCCAGUGAUUUGUGCCACUCAGAUGUUGGAGUCCAUGGUAAAGAAGCCAAGACCAACCCGUGCUGAAGUAUCUGAUGUAGGUAAUGCCAUCAUGGAUGGAGCGGACUGUGUCAUGUUGUCAGGAGAGACCGCCAAGGGAGACUACCCACUGGUGUGCGUGCGAACAAUGGCUAAUAUUGCAAGAGAAGCUGAGGCUGCUUUGUGGCAUAAGCAACUCUUCAUUGAACUCUCACAACAGGUUUCCUUACCAACAGACUCGACGCAUACAACAGCUAUUGCAGCUGUAGAGGCUUCAUUCAAAGCAAUGGCAUCUGCCAUUAUUGUCAUCACCACUACUGGCCGCUCUUCUCAUUUAGUUUCUAAGUACCGGCCACGCUGCCCAAUCAUGGCUGUUACACGCUUCCCCCAAGUUGCUAGACAGUGCCACCUUUACCGUGGUAUUAUUCCCGUUCACUACACAGAAGAGGAGGAUGCUGAUCAUCUGCAAGACUGGAUGGACGAUGUUAAUGCUCGUGUCGAUUAUGCUGUUGGAUAUGGCAAGGAACGUGGCUUCAUCAAGACUGGCGACCCUGUUGUGGUAGUCACCGGAUGGCAGAAGGGAGCUGGCUUUACAAAUACCAUGCGCGUUUUGUACGUAAAGUAAUUUAUUUGGCCAAUUAUGGAGGGUGGGGGGGAAACUGUUCUUAUGCUAGUGUGGGUUCCUAGGUAGUGGCAAACAUUGGCCAUAUAAGUCAAAUGCUUCAUCUUGAGCUAUGCACCCUGACAUUGUCACUGCAAGUGUUGUGUUGCAAGUAGUAUGUUGGUGUGCUAAUUGCUUGGUUAAUGGAAUGGUGAUAAAAUGAAUUAAAAUUGGGUAUGCGCGAGAGACGAGAUUUUUUUUGGGUAAUGGUGUGAUGGUGACAGUGGAUGUAAACAUGUUCUGGCAAAUAAAUGCCAAGCCAGAGAUUUAAAAAGCUUGAAGAUGUAUGAAUGUACAUACUCAUUUGUGUAGGUGUGUAAUUGUGUGACGAUUCUUUUGCAUCACUGCUUUAGAAUGACUGUACUGUACUCGCUGUGGUAAUUAACUGUUGGGUGUGUGCACUUGUACUAACACUGUUUCUCCUGUGUGUACCUUAAUUUUCUUUUCAGGGUAAGAAUUUAUUACCAAAUGGUGUACUGUAUUUGCUUCAAAUUUAAAUUUUAAAUUUUUUCAGUCAAGUAUUUGUAAAUUUUGCUAUUGAUGUCAAAGCCUUUGUGUAAGCAGUUAAGUAUAGAAAAUGUUUAAAAUCUUGCUUAAAUUUACAUGGAGUAUUAUAUAUUGUUACAAUAUUCAAUAAUUUACUUCUAUAAGGGCCUAAUAUCUACCAUAACUGCCUUGGUAAAUGUAUGCAUUUACCAACCAGUACCCAUAUAUAUAUACUAUUCACAGCCUAAGAGGAAAACUAGUCAUUUUACUUGUAAUCCAAAAUGUCAUUAUUGUUGUCCUUGUAUCUGUCUACAGCGCAUAAAAUGGUUUCUCUCGUAAUUCAUGGGGCCAGAAGGUGUGAAUCUGCUUGAUAUUUAUUACACAUUUCUAUACAUGUACACAAGUUUGUAUGUAUAAUUACUUGUUCAUGCUGAAUUUUGCAUUGGGGAGUGCUUGGCUUGACUAAUGCUGUUAAUAGUGAAUGUUUAUAAUGGGGCUGAUUGCUGACUAGGGAUGGUGUAGGUUUUCUGAAGUUUUUCAGAAGAGACAAAAAGUAUUGAUCAUGAAGUUUUGAAAUUUGUCCAAAUAGAUGUUCUUUUGAUUUCAGUUUCUGCUGCAAGAAAUAAUAUAUAUUCUUGCUUUAUACAUUAUUUUGCCUCCAUGUUAUAUACUAAAUAAUGUAAAGAAACUUCCUUGUAUUGAGAAUUUUUAGUUUAGAGAAAGGCCUAUAGUAAAAAUGUUCAUCAGUGUCGCACUACCUGGGAAACACUUAGUUAUUUGAGCUUGUAGAGAUGUCUUGAUACCAAAUGACAACAAAUUAAAAGUUGUUUUGGAAUUACACUAGUCAUCUGAACCAAUAACUCAUCAUGGGUGAAGUAUUAUGUAGACAUGUAUGUAUUUAAAGGAUAUGAAAGUAGCCUUUCUUGACAUGAAUUAAUUAUCCAUGUCUAUAUGCUAUCAUUAUUAAAAGAGAUGAAUAAUU
Messenger RNA from Procambarus clarkii (red swamp crayfish), 3037 nucleotides. Lineage: Eukaryota; Metazoa; Arthropoda; Malacostraca; Decapoda; Cambaridae. The record is from RefSeq and is a predicted model, not a curated record.